CGGCUCCGACACACUCCGUCCCGGUCUCGGUCUCCGGCCGCCUGGGGUGGGUCCUCCCAGCGUCCCGUCUUGAACGCCCCACCCCCCCCGAUCAUUGUCAGUCGGGCCCCGCCCACUUCCGGGUUUUCUGCUGGCGGAGGUGACGGACGUGGCAGCUCCUGGGGAGCUCAGCCUUAGCCUGGAGCCAUCCCUUCGCAGACACCCCCUCUUCCGCCGCCGCCAUGAAGGAGAGGGAGACGCCGGGCGUGGGCUCCAAGCGGGCGGCAGCAGACCCACCACCUGGGCCUCCCGAGAAAUCGGCCAACCUAGAGGAGUCGGCGGGGAGCUCGGGGGCCAAGGUGGAGACCAUCAAACUGGGGAGCGACAGUUCCACGGAGGAGCUUGACAUCCGGACGCUGCAGAGCAAAAACCGGAAGCUCGCUGAGGUGAUCGAUCAGCGACAGACCAUCGAGGAUGAGCUGAGGGAACAGAUCGAGAAGCUGGUGAAACGGCAAGCCACAGAUGACGCCACCCUCCUCAUUCUGAACCGCUACUGGUGCCAGUUUGAUGAGAACGUGCGGAUUAUCCUGCAGCGUUGGGAUCUGGAGCAAGAGCAGGAAAGCCGGGAUGUACUGUCUGAGAAGAAGAUGUUGGUGGUAUCUGACCCUGAGCCUGAUUCCGAUAGCAACCAGGAACGGGACCGUCGUGAGGAGAGAGAGAAAGCGUGCAGGGAGGGCCAGAGUGAGAGCGCGUUGCCGUUCCUGGCCAUGUUGGCCAGCAGCACCAGCGAGGAGAUGGAGCUACAGCUCCAGGAUCGGGUUGCCUAUUCCCGCCAGGCCGUGUCCAGCACCGCUGAUGUCUUCGAGAAGCUCCGUCUCCGGAUUGACCAGCUGGCCGAGUGGGUCACCAGCAAAGGUUCGCCCCUGCUGGAGGAUGCCCUGAGGGAGUUGAAUUCGCUCCUGUCGAAGGAGAAUGAGAGGUUGCUGGAGCUGACAGACUGCCUGCGAGAGAAGCAUCACAAGAUGUCACAAGAGUUCUCAGAGCUCCAGGGGAAGUUGGAGGAGGCAGAGAGUCGCCUGUUGGACAUGCAGACCACCAUCGAGGACCUGCAGUGGGACACUGACAAGAUUCGCAAACGGGAGCAAAGACUUAACAGGCACUUGGCAGAGGUGCUGGAGAGGGUCAAAUCGAAAGGUUACAAAGUUUACGGAGGAUCGAGUAAUCUGUACGGGGGGACUGUCACCAUCAACGCCAGGAAGUUUGAAGAGAUGAACUGUGACCUGGAAGAGAAUAAGGAGUUGGCCUUGAACCGACUCUCGGAGCUGGAGAAGAUGCGGCAGGAUCUCCAGAUGGUUACAGGGGACAACGAGAAGCUGAGGGACCAGUUGAAGUCUCUUGCCAAUGAGAUGGUGAAGGAUUCCCCGGAGUUCCGGUGCCUGCAGUCUCAGUUCUCCGUACUGUAUAACGAGAGCCUGCAGCUCAAGGCCCAGAUGGACGAUGCCCGCAGCCUGCUCUUCACCACCCGCACCACCCACCAACGCCAAGUGGAGCAGAUGGAGGUGAGCUGUGGUACCUGCCCCAUCCCAGAACCGCGCCCCUCGCCCCUCACCUUGUGCGACGCCUAUCCUCGGUCCGGGAUCUCUACUCCUCCUCUCUUCCCACUCCUCCGUCCUUGUCCAGGGCCCAUCAACCGGGAGAUGCGUCACCUGAUCAGCAGCCUGCAGAACCACAACCACCAGCUGAAGGGCGAUGUGCAGCGUUACAAACGGAGGCUGCGAGACAGCCACGCAGAGCUGGCCAAGGUGCGGCGGAAAGUCUGGGAGACCCACAGCGAGCUGGGCCUGGUCCGGUCGCGGGGAUCCAGCGGGUCGCAACCGCAGGCCGGAGGCACUGAGCAGGUCAAAGAGGAGGCCCCAGACAUCAAGCAGGAGCCCGAGGACGGUAGCAGCAAGAGGGAGAAAGAGGAGGCCGAGGCUGCCAAGCAACGCAGACAGCAGCAGCAGGAAGAGGAGAAGGAGAAGGAGAAAGAAAAAGAGAGAGAGCGGGAGAAGCGCGAGAAGGAGAGAGAACGGGCCAGGGAGAAGGGGAGGGAGAAAGACACCGAGAAAGAUCGGGACAAGGACAAGGCAGACAAAGAGAGAGACAGAAGCAAACCCGAGGACACCAAGAAAAAGGAGGCGGAGAUGGUCAAACAGCUACGAGGCGAACUCAAGAGAGCGCAGGAGAGUCAGAAGGAGAUGAAGCUCCUGUUGGACAUGUACCGCUCAUCGCCAAAGGAACAGAGGGACAAAGUUCAGCUGAUGGCAUCAGAGAAGAGGGCAAAGGCAGAGCUGGAGAGCCUGAGGCAGAGGCUGAAGGAGCUGGAGGAGAAGGAGAGACAUGAGGGCAAGAAGAUGGCGGACGUGGAGGCUCUGCGCCGGAUGAAGCUGGUGGAUGAACAAAUGGAACACAUGCUGAAAAAGGUCGCCAUGGCGAAGCAGGAGGAGGAAGCUCUCCUGUCGGAGAUGGAUGUGACUGGCCAGGCGUUUGAGGACAUGCAGGAACAGAACAUCCGGCUGAUGCAGCAGCUUCGAGAAAAGGACGACGCGAACUUCAAGCUGAUGUCUGAGCGAAUCAAAUCCAACCAGAUCCACAAACUGCUGAAGGAGGAGAAGGAGGAGCUGGGAGACCAGAUGCUGACCUUAAAAACACAGGUUGACGCCCAGCUCCAGGUAGUGAAGAAGUUGGAAGAGAAGGAGCAGUUACUGCAGACGAACCUGACGGCCAUGGAGAAGGAGCUCUCCCUGCGAACCCAGACCCUGGACAUGCACAAGCGCAAGGUGAGGGGACAGGGAGCUGGGGGCCUUCCCUCCUCUCCAAUCCCAGCAGGUGGGCUCGUCCGCGGCAGCAACUCAUGUCACAGAAGCAGUUUCAUUUUUGAGCACAUUCUUAUGUCCCUCUCCCCCUCCCCCUCCCUCCCCCUGUGUCUCGGUGACCAGGCGAAGCUGACCUGCCCGUGCUGUAACAUGAGAAAGAAGGAUGCUGUGCUGACCAAGUGCUUCCAUGUUUUCUGCUUCGAGUGCGUCAAGACUCGUUAUGACACACGCCAGCGCAAGUGCCCCAAGUGUAACGCUGCCUUCGGUGCCAACGAUUUUCACCGGAUCUACAUUGGCUGAGGGACCCCCGCCCCGCCACCCCAUCUCUCCCCCAGCAUCCCCUGCACUGAGGAGUGGGUGGGUGGGUUGAUAACGGGGAUGCUGUCGCUGAAGGUCCUCUUUCCCUUCCCAGCAGCCCCUCCUUCACUGGUCUGCCAGUGAAGUUUGCGGAGUCUGGGGCUGGGUGCGAGGGGGAACGGUUGUAGUUAUUUUUUUCUCUCUCUGUUUCAAGUGUUAACGUUGGGAAUAAACAUGUGGCGUGAGGGCCUGAGGCCUCUUUGUGUCAGUCACGUCAGCGUUCUCUCA
Messenger RNA from Chiloscyllium plagiosum (whitespotted bambooshark), 3419 nucleotides. NCBI's taxonomy places the organism in Eukaryota, Metazoa, Chordata, Chondrichthyes, Orectolobiformes, Hemiscylliidae. The record is from RefSeq and is a predicted model, not a curated record.